This is a messenger RNA of Ricinus communis (castor bean), 887 nucleotides long. RefSeq lists its product as uncharacterized. The record is from RefSeq and is a predicted model, not a curated record. Gene Ontology annotation, cellular component: ribosome. Gene Ontology annotation, molecular function: structural constituent of ribosome. Lineage: Eukaryota; Viridiplantae; Streptophyta; Magnoliopsida; Malpighiales; Euphorbiaceae. The transcript is spliced from 2 exons. Bases 137 to 463 code for a protein of 108 amino acids. Gene Ontology annotation, biological process: translation.
CCGCAACCCGAUUGAUUGACUAUGCCUCUACUGGGCCAGCCCAAACCCGUCUGAUGAACAAUAUACCAAAACAACCAACAAAAUCAGCGCAAAGCCCUAGCGUGGAGAGAGAGAAUUGAAGAAUCCUGAAGAAGAAAUGAACACGAUAGCAAGGCAAGUAUGUGCAAUCUUCAAGGUAACGAAUUUCAACGACUCACUGAGUCAGGAACUUUAUCAGAUUCAACAAUGGCGGGGGAUCAGAGUGAAGGUAUUUGAUGGAAAUUUGGAGAGAGCAUUGACGGUGAUGCAGAGAAAGAUGCAAUCUAGUGGAAUCGAACGGCUAAUAAAGCGCGAGCAGAUUCACCAUAUCAAGAAUUCAGAGAAGCGUGUUUUGGCACGCAAAAGGUUACAGCAUAAGAUUCAAUCUCAAGAAUUGGCACGUAAGCUUAAGUCAAUCCUAAUCAAGAAAGUCAGAGGUCUAUGAGGGCAGCAUUGGAGUACCUCUCUUGAUGCGAAAUGGACCAUAUAAGUUGACAAACUUGCAUUGUUCUUUAGUUUCUUGUAGAAUUCAGUGGUUACUUUCACAUCUUUACUCGGCAGCUUACAUUGCUCUGUCAUCAACAUGUAGUUGAGUUCGUUUGUGGUGAAUUUUUCUACAAAGUUGAUAUCUUUUGAGACUUCAUGUAUUGAAUUGUAAUUCAGUAGAUUGUGAAUUUUGUAUUGUGGCUGCAAGAUGAAGUCAGUAUGGUGAAUUGAGUUCGGAUGUGGUAAACUAUUCGGAAGUAACCUUUGGAGACUUUUUACAGCUUGUUUUCUUUUUGAUUAGGAAGUGCAUUUUCUUUGGAAUUCGAGCUUAUGAUUACUCUUCUUCUUUCAAUUUGUAGAAAUGGAUAAUUGCCUUUUCUUGA